Molecule: messenger RNA, 1711 nt
Organism: Aegilops tauschii subsp. strangulata
Lineage: Eukaryota; Viridiplantae; Streptophyta; Magnoliopsida; Poales; Poaceae
Product: serine/threonine-protein kinase PBL27
Biological process (GO): protein phosphorylation
Molecular function (GO): protein kinase activity; ATP binding
Source: RefSeq, a predicted model, not a curated record
ACAUUCUUCCUGCGCUUGUCGUCCGUUCCAACCUCCGGCUCCCAAACCCUGCGCACUUCCCUCCCUCCCUCCCCACUGCAUUCCGCGCCUCGGGACGCCAUGGGGUGCUGCACCUCGUCGCAGAAGAAGGGCGCCGCGGCGGGGGACAGGAGGAAGGAGCCCGCCGAGAAGCCGUCCCAGAUCGCGCCGGCCGCCUCGCCAUCGCCCACGCCCUUGCCCUCAGCUGAGAUUUCUAGAUUAGAGGCCAGUCAGGGGGCCGUGCGCACUAAGUUUAUCUCAAGCCCUGGUCCGCAUACCAAUCGCCUAUCAUUCACCUACGAGGAGCUGAAUGCGGCGACAUUGGGCUUCCCACGAGAUCACUUUCUGGGAGAGGGUGGGUUCGGAAAGGUUUAUAAAGGUGUGCUGGACGGCAACGAGGUUGCUAUAAAGAUUCUCAACCCCAAUGGAUUGCAAGGGAACAGAGAGUUCUGCACAGAAGUUAUGGUGUUGAGCAGGAUGCAUCACCCGAAUCUUGUCAAGCUUGUUGGCUUCUGCGCUGAUGAUGAUCAGAGGCUUUUAGUCUAUGAAUACAUGCCUUUGGGUUCAUUGGAAACUCAUAUUUUUGAUCUCCCCCCUGAUAAGAAGCCUAUUGACUGGAAUACAAGGAUAAAGAUACUUGUUGGCGCAGCUCAAGGCCUGAAGCAUUUGCAUGUGAACUGUAACCCUCCUAUCAUAAACCGUGACGUGAAGUGUGCGAAUAUUUUGCUUGGUGAGGAAUAUCAUCCAAAGCUGGCCGACUUUGGCUUGGCAAAGCUAGGUCCGACUGGCGACGAUACUCAUGUUUCAACUAGAGUGAUGGGUACACCUGGGUAUUGUGCACCGGAGUAUCUUGAGAGCGGUCAGUUGACCAUCAAGUCGGAUGUUUACAGCUUUGGUGUUGUCAUAUUGGAGGUAAUCACAGGAAGAAAGGCUUUAGAUCAGAGUCGAAUCAAAGCUGAGCGUAGUCUUGCUGAAUGGAACUACUCCUUGCUUCUCCCCAAUGCUAUAAUGUCUAUACCAAGGACAACAUUGUGUUUACCUGAGAUAUCUUUGGCCACCCCUUUGAUCAACAGGAGGGAUUUUGCAAUGUUGGCAGAUCCAGCGCUUGGCAAUCAGUACAGCAUGACAUCAUUGUACCAGGUCCUUUCCGUUGCUCGAAUGUGCCUGAAUAAAACAGCCAGCCAGAGACCUCAGAUUACAGACGUAGCUGCCGCUCUCGCUCACAUCUCAAAGUCUAGAAGAACGCGGCGACUAGCCCACCAGCAGUCAGCAGCUCAAGUUCACCAACCCGGGGAAGAUAUAUAGGAGGAACUAGUAGUAUAUCAUAGUCAUGGGGACACCGGUGCAAAGCAAUGUAGUGUUUCUGGCUUUGUUAUGAUGAUCAUGAUGAUGAUACUGUGAUCAAGAACAUGCUCUACUCCCCAUUCCGAUAUGGCCGAAUUGCUGGAGGGGGGAAGUUUUGUUUGUAGAAACUAGAUAGAUAGAGUAGAGUAGGUGCAAAUAUCCCUGUGUCCCUUGCUGAGGGCCUGAGGCUUGUCAUAUGUGGUCUUGGAGACAUAGCUUCAUAGUAGUUGAGGAUACUUGCAUGACGCUUAAUCUUCGCUUCCUUCUCUUGUUGACAUGUUGCUGCUGUACGUGUGCUCUUCAACCUGUACCUAAAAGUGUUGGUUUUGUUGAGGUUGUGCCCCACAAA